Messenger RNA from Chelonus insularis, 1504 nucleotides. RefSeq lists its product as uncharacterized. The coding region runs from base 17 to 1207 and encodes 396 amino acids. Lineage: Eukaryota; Metazoa; Arthropoda; Insecta; Hymenoptera; Braconidae. The record is from RefSeq and is a predicted model, not a curated record. The transcript is spliced from 2 exons.
AUUUGUGCAAAUAAGAAUGAAAACAAAACGACCGGAGUUGAAUAAUGAAUCACCAGAAGAUGUAGAGCUUUUUUCACGACAGAGAAAUAAAGAAGACAUAAACAAAAGUGAAAGUACAUUAAACAAACCUAGUAUUAGCAUAACUGAAUCUCAAGAAAGACAAGGGCAGUUAUUAUCUCAAGACAAUGUAGAGAAUGUAUUAUCAGUUAGUUCGCAAACAGAACUUACGACAGAUACCAGCUCUAAUAUUGCUUCAACUAUAUCGAUGAGUGAAAAAAGUGCUAAAUUACUUCCUAAGUGUUUUUGUCAAAGAACAUACAAUAAUAAUAAAAUGCAAAUUCAUAGUGCAAAUACUUGGCCUACUCAAAAAUAUUCAAUGGAUAGAGAUAAUCAACAUAAAAAACAUAAAGAUUCAUUAAAACUACAAAUACAUCAACUUACUCAAGAGAUAGCAGCUAUUCGUAAAGAUAUAGAAAAUAAAAAAAAACAGUACUCUUUAAUAAGUCAUCGUGUUAAAAAUAAACAAUCAACUGAUGAAUCAAGUGAAACUCAAAAUCGAUUCUCUAGUAAUAAUAUUAGUGGCAUUUUAGAUGAAUCAGAUAUAAACGUAGAUUUUGAAAAAGGACAUGAUAAAAAUAUUAUUGAAUUUACGGAUCCAGAAAUAAGAAGGGAAUAUUUGGAAUUGAUUAAGAAAAAAAAAGAAUUGCAGCAUAAAAUAAAAAAAGAGCAAUUGGAAAUCGACGUAAUAUUGGCUGUGAAAAUGAGACUAGAAGAACAAAUAAAAUUAUUAAGCACACAAAUUGAUGAAGUUGAAGAAAGAAAGGAUAUUGAACAAAACAGAAUUAAUUGUGAGAGUAAAUAUGAUGAAAAAACACAAGAUAAUGUGGAAAUUACAAUUAAUGAACUAGAAAAGGAAGAUAAUGAGAGACAAACAAAAACUCAACAUCGAUUAGAACAGUUUGGAGUUGAUUCAAAAGAAGAUCAGUUUAAAUUAAUAAUAACCGAUGAUGCGUUAAUAAAAGACAUACAUGGAAGAAUAGCUGCAUUUGAAAAGAAAUUAGAUGAAAUAAUGGAUGCUCAUAAUGAUUUAGAAAAAUUCAUUCGAAAAAACCGAGAGCAAAUAAAUUUGAGUCAAUUGGAAGACAAAUCAAUUAAAUCAAUAAACCGAACAAUGAAUUUUCAAGAUCGUACAAAGUUAAUUGGUUAAAAAAUUAUUUAAAUGAAAAAAAUAAUUAAUUUUUCUCUUAUUUAUUUUCAGUGGUAUGCGAUAUUAUUUUUUGAUAUGAGUCCAAAAUUUUUGAAUAUUUUGUUUCUAUGUUAUUUGAUAUAGUUAUGCCUUCAUCUUUCAUUUUUUGCCAUAGUUCCAAUGCAUCAUGAAUACUUGUUGUAUUACCUCAAAAAAAUUUUAACAUUUAACGUAUUUUCAUUUUUAAGAAAUCUAACAGAGAAAAAAAAUUUACUUACUAUAAGAAGCGAACAAUAAGUCACAAAUUAAUGGGCGAUU